UGAAGCGUCAUCCUUUCUGAUGUAGAGCGGCACGGCGGCCUUUCUUUGCUGCUCUACAUUUCCCCCAGUUUUUCCGCCCUUAUCCCAGUAUUUCAGCUCUUAAUUUCUUGAACCAUGGCUCUGAAGGCGCCACUUCUCGCAGCUUGCCUGCUCCUUGUAGCUGCUCUGGGCUCGAAGGUUUCAGCGGAUGGUUUGGUGAACGAGGAGGUGAAGAGGACAGUGGACCUGAGCACUCAUCUGGCUAAAAUCACCGCGGAGAUCGUGUUGUCCAACCAGGGACACUCUGCCGUCCAGAGCUUCAUACUCGCGGUAGAGGCUGAUCUGGUCCCAAACCUGGCUUACAUUGGAGCCUCGGUGAAGGGCGAGGAGGAGGAGGAUGGCACACUUGAACUCCAACAGACAACAAUCCCGGGCCAAAGUGGGGACUUUUAUAAAGUGCAGCUGCCCUCCAGUCUGGCAGCUGGCGCUCAGCUGAAAGCGAAGGUGGAGAUGACUUUCAGCCACGUCCUGAAGCCAUUCCCCACACACAUCACCCAGGCCGAGCGCCAGCUGGUGGUAUUUCAGGGAAACCACUACCUGUACUCACCAUACCCGACCCGCAGCCAGACCACACGUGUCCGCCUGGCCUCCAAGACUGUUGAGAGCUACACCAAGCUGGGCAACCCCACCAAGGCAGAUGAGAUCAUUGAGUACGGACCCUUCCGUGACGUGGCCCCAUUCAGUGAGGACACAAUGAAGAUCCAUUAUGAAAACAACACACCCUUCCUCACCAUCAGCAGCAUCACUCGCACCAUUGAGGUGUCUCACUGGGGCAACAUUGCUGUGGAAGAGACCAUCGACCUGAGGCACACAGGAGCCAUCCUUAAGGGCCCCUUUUCACGUUACGAUUACCAGCGUCAGUCAGACAGCGGCAUCUCAUCCGUCAAAUCCUUCAAGACUAUCCUUCCUGCCUCAGCCCAGGAUGUCUACUACAGAGAUGAGAUCGGGAACAUCUCCACCUCCCACCUUCAGAUCCUGGAUGACUCAGUGGAGGUGGAAGUCAGGCCCCGCUUCCCCUUGUUUGGAGGCUGGAAGACCCACUACAUCAUUGGCUACAAUCUGCCCAGCUACGAGUACCUCUACACCCUGGGUGACCAAUAUGCACUGAAGAUGAGACUAGUUGACCAUGUGUAUGAUGACCAGGUCAUUGACUCCUUGACUGUGAAAAUUAUCCUGCCAGAGGGGGCCAGACACAUCCAUGUGGACACACCGUACAAAAUUGAUCGUAUGCCCAACCAGCUGCACUACACAUAUCUGGAUACCUUUGGCCGACCUGUGCUGGUCGCCACCAAGAACAACCUGGUUGAGCAGCACAUUCAGGAUGUUGUGGUUCAUUAUAACUUCAAUAAGAUCCUGAUGCUGCAGGAGCCUCUGUUGGUUGUAGGGGCCUUCUACAUUCUUUUCUUCACUGUCAUCAUCUAUGUUCGUCUUGACUUUGCCAUCACAAAGGACCCUGCUGCUGAGGUUCGUAUGAAAGUGGCCUCCAUCACAGAACAGGUCCUGACUCUGGUUAACAAACGUCUGGGUCUGUACAGACACAUGGACGAGGUGGUCAACCGCUACAAGCAGUCCCGGGACACUGGUGCGCUCAACAGUGGCCGGAAGACGCUUGAGGCUGACCACCGCACUCUCACCAAUGAAAUCAGCUCCCUUCAGGCCCGCCUCAAAGCUGAGGGCUCUGACUUGGCUGAUAAGGUCGGGGAGGUGCAGAAGCUGGACGGCCAGGUGAAGGAGCUGGUGUGUCGUUCUUGCCUGGAGGCGGAGCGUCUGGUGGCGGGUAAGGUCAAGAAGGAGGCUUACAUCGAGAGUGAGAAGACUCUGACCAGCAGGAGACAGGAGCUUGUCAGCCGUAUCGACAGUCUGCUGGAUGCCCUCUAAACUACUCCUGCCACACUAGCACACAAAAACACACACAUUCAGCACCCCUGCUACAACAUACAACCGACUGUCUGUAUGUAUGAGAAUUAAAAGAAAUGUGACACAAUUCUUAAACAUUUUUUUUUUUUUUUUACCAUCCUUGUUCCCAGACAUGGACUAUUAACAUCUCAUCCUACAGUAGUGAAGGGUUUAUCCAAACACUUGUGCCUUUGUGCCUUGUGAUAAACUUGAGGUCACUGCAUGUUCAGCUCUACAGCAGCUACAUCACAACGUUUGGCUUUUUUGUUUCUGUUUUUGAUUUUGAUGAGCUACACUUUGUCACAAUUUGCUCAGACUUGACUCUUCAUUUUCAAAUCUGGACUCAAUUUUUUUUUCAUUCCUAAGUAUGUGCGGUUAAGGGAUUUUUUUUUAUUUCUAUGAAUAGCUGAGGGGCCCAAGUGUUUGCAGUCUCAUGUCUUUACUCAGAUAUGCCAUAUUCUAAGAUUGAAUCAUUUUUAGCUCUUAAGAAUGAAGGUGAUAGUCUUUUCCAAUCUUAGCUCUCUUGCACUUACUUUUUUUCUACUCGCCCCUGACUGAUGUUUAUAUUGAAAAAAGUUGAAGCUCUGAUUCUGUGUCAUCCCAAAUGCUUGUUUUUGAUGUCCCUCAGUCAUAUUUUCUAUAUUUUGUAUCACUUUGUUUUGUAAGUGGUAUUUUUUUUUACCAUGAGAUUAGUGAAUACAUGAGAUUAGGUUAUAUGUGAGAAAAGACAUGAGAAAUGGGACACAAAUGUUUGUGAAAUGGGCAAUGAUAUGGAAAGCUGUCAAAUUUGAAAUAAAAUGUGGAGAAACUCA
Molecule: messenger RNA, 2747 nt
Organism: Seriola aureovittata
Lineage: Eukaryota; Metazoa; Chordata; Actinopteri; Carangiformes; Carangidae
Gene: rpn1
Product: ribophorin I
Exons: 10
Coding region: 115-1917 (600 amino acids)
Cellular component (GO): oligosaccharyltransferase complex; membrane
Source: RefSeq, a predicted model, not a curated record